Cyphellophora europaea CBS 101466 is the source of this 1269-nucleotide messenger RNA. RefSeq lists its product as uncharacterized. Bases 1 to 1269 code for a protein of 422 amino acids. The record is from RefSeq and is a predicted model, not a curated record. Gene Ontology annotation, molecular function: FAD binding. Lineage: Eukaryota; Fungi; Ascomycota; Eurotiomycetes; Chaetothyriales; Cyphellophoraceae. The transcript has a single exon.
AUGCCCGCUGAGAGAGUCCUCAUCUGUGGCGCUGGAAUAGCAGGUUCUGUACUGGCAUUCUGGCUUGCCAAGCAUGACUACCAGGUUGUCGUUAUUGAGCGAUCAAAAGUGGAUCAGAAGACCGGACAAGGCCUAGAAAUCGAAGAGCCGGCCUUGACGGUAGUCCGAGAGAUGGGAAUCCUUGAGGAGCUCAAGGCGAACAGAACUCAUGAAACAGGAUUCAACCUCGUCGACCAGCAAUCUCGCUCACAUGGCACCUUCGAAGUCGGCGCCUCAAGCCCUACAGGCGAACUUGAGAUGAUGCGCGGUGACUUGACCGAGAUUUUGUAUAAAGCCGCCAACAAGUCUUCCAACGUCACUUACAGAUUCGAGACCGUGUUGCAGAAUCUCACACAAACACAAGACAAAGUCAUUGCCGGCUUGGAGAACAGAAACAGCAAGACCACAACAACCGAGGAAUUCGACUUCGCUAUCGGCGCCGACGGGGUGAAGUCUCGCACCAGACAGCUCAUCAUGGGCCCGCCAGAGGAGUUGAAUUGUUUCAAACCCGUCGGCGCCUCUGUUGCAUACUUCUCAAUACCUAAAGAGGACCAAGAUCUGCCCUACUCCCGACUCUGCAACUUCCCCGACCGACGUGUAAUAUGGAUACGGCCAAUCCGAAGGGAUUCAAAAGAAGUCUCAGUAUACCUCAUCCACUUACAAACCGCCAACACCACGCUACGAGAAGCCAACAGCUCUGGCGACAGGCAGAAGCAGAAGGCCGCUCUUGCCGAGUCCUUCAGUGGACUGGGCUGGGAAGCCCCACGAGUGAUAGAGCACAUGAUGAAUGCUGACAAUUUCUACUCUGACGAGCUCGUGCAAGUCAAGCUUCCCACAUGGUCCCAACACCGUGUGGCACUCCUCGGCGACUCGACCUGGGCUCCGACUCCCUUUACAGGCCAGGGAAACCAACUGGCAAUCAUAGGAGCUUGGGUCCUGGCUCAGGAAAUGUCACGACAUCGAAGUCGAGCCGCCUUCGAGAAGUAUGAGACGAGACUUCGGCCAUACGUCGAGACCUGCCAGCAGAUACCGCUGGGAGGCUAUGCACCAUAUCUCUGCUGUCCUAAGACGAUCUGGGGGAUUUGGCUCUUUCGGACAUUCAUGUAUCUGUUGUCGACCAUGAUGCGAAUUUAUGCACGGGUUGUCCCGGCAGGCAAGUCAACAGGCCAGCCAUCACAUAGCCCAGAGUUUGAUUUAGAAGUCGAUGGUGUUUCGAAGUCGACGCGGUAA